AUGGAUGAAAAAGCAGCGAAAAAAGAAGGACCAGAGACGGAUGAAGAAGCAGCGAAAAAAGAAGGACCAGAGAUGGAUGAAGAAGCAGCGAAAAAAAAAGGACCAGAGACGGAUGAAGAAGCAGCGAAAAAAGAAGGACCAGAGAUGGAUGAAGAAGCAGCGAUGGAAGAAGGACCAGAGAUGGAUGAAGAAGCAGCGAUGGAAGAAGGACCAGAGAUGGAUGAAAAAGCAGCGAAAAAAGAAGGACUAGAGAAGGAUGAAAGAGCAGCGAAAAAAGACGGACCAGAGAUGGAUGAAAAAGCAGCGAAAAAAGAAGGACCAGAGAUGGAUGAAAAAGCAGCGAAAAAAGAAGGACCAGAGAUGGAUGAAAGAGCAGCGAAAAAAGAAGGACCAGAGAUGGAUGAAAAAGCAGCGAAAAAAGAAGGACCAGAGAUGGAUGAAAGAGCAGCGAAAAAAGAAGGACCAGAGACGAUGAAGAAGCAGCGAAAAAAGAAGGACUAG
Molecule: messenger RNA, 501 nt
Organism: Eriocheir sinensis (Chinese mitten crab)
Lineage: Eukaryota; Metazoa; Arthropoda; Malacostraca; Decapoda; Varunidae
Product: translation initiation factor IF-2-like
Exons: 1
Coding region: 1-501 (166 amino acids)
Source: RefSeq, a predicted model, not a curated record